Molecule: messenger RNA, 1273 nt
Organism: Pteronotus mesoamericanus
Lineage: Eukaryota; Metazoa; Chordata; Mammalia; Chiroptera; Mormoopidae
Product: caspase-1-like
Exons: 8
Coding region: 85-1224 (379 amino acids)
Biological process (GO): regulation of inflammatory response; regulation of apoptotic process; proteolysis
Cellular component (GO): IPAF inflammasome complex; AIM2 inflammasome complex; NLRP3 inflammasome complex
Molecular function (GO): cysteine-type endopeptidase activity
Source: RefSeq, a predicted model, not a curated record
CCUAAAUAUCCAAACACGAUUGAAGUUCAGAAUCUGCAUGACAAGAUCAACAUGGGCUAUUUUUCCUAAAUAAGAGAAAUAAAGAUGACAUAUAAGAUACUAACUGAAAAAAGAAAAAUAUUUGUUAAUUCAGUAUCUGAAGACACACUUAAUAAUUUGCUGGAUGAUGUCCUAAAUGAAAAGGUGCUAAACCAAGAGGAGAGCGAAAAAGUAAAAAAGGGAAAUGUUACAACUAUAGCCAAGGCCCGUGACUUGAUUGACUUUGUGGUUCCCAAAGGGCCUCAUGCCAGCCAAUUAUUCAUAGGCUAUAUCUGCAAGAGAGAUUCCAUUCUUGCUUCCAAGUUGGGAUUUUCUUCAGACGCACCUGUUAGAAGGAGCGAGUCAGCAUCCAAAGAAUCCAUAGACCAACUUGUGCUUUGUCCUCAUGAAAAAUUCCAGGAACUAUGUCAAAAGAAAGCUGGAAUGAUUUAUCCAAUAAGAGAGAAGAGGGGCCGUACUCGUCUGUCCCUCAUCAUCUGUAACACCAAGUUUGACCACCUCCCAAAGCGUAAUGGAUCCAGUCAUGACAUAAUUGGAAUGAAGGAGCUGCUUGAGGACCUGGGCUACAGUGUGCAUGUGGAGGAGGAUCUCACAGCCAGGGAGAUGGAGUCAGCGCUGGAGGCAUUUGCUGCGCGCCCAGAGCACAAGGAUUCAGACAGCACAUUCUUGGUGUUCAUGUCUCACGGCAUCCUGGACAGAAUCUGUGGGACUCUGCAUAAUCAUGAAAAACCAGAUGUGCUACAUUAUGACACCAUAUUCCAGAUUUUCAAUAAUCGAAACUGCUGCCACCUUAAGGAUAAGCCCAAGGUCAUCAUCAUUCAGGCCUGCAGAGGUGCAAACAGUGGAGAGGUGUGGGUCAGCGACUCGCCAGCGGCCCCAGCAGACAGCUCUGCACAGUCUCCAGAGGACCUGAAGGAUGAUGGCGUCCACAAGACCCACGUGGAGAAGGAUUUCGUUGCUUUCUGCUCCUCGACCCCACAUAAUGUUUCCUGGAGAAGAGAAAGUGGUUCUCUCUUCAUCACACAACUCAUAAACUGUGUUAAAAAAUAUUCUUGGUAUUGUCACCUGACAGAAAUAUUUGUGAUGGUUCAGCGAUCAUUUGAAGAACCAGUUGUUAAAGCCCAGAUGCCUACACUUGAAAGACAAACUAUGACCAGGUAUUUUUACCUCUUUCCAGGCCAUUAAAAAUAGUAUCUAGAGCAAAUGAGAAAAUUGCCCAAAGCAGUGAACGAAG